AUGACGUCACGUGUAGCCGCACUGAGCCACACGUGUAGCUUUAGCUGCUUACCGGCUAAAGUACAGGGAGAAGCUCGCCGUGUGGCUGUUUAGGCUGACUCUGAUGGACAACAGAGCUUCAUGACACUGAAAGCUGUCUAAAGUCAUGGCAGAUAGAGAAGAAAACCUUGUUGAAAUGGAUGAAGGCACAAAUGGCACAGAUGAAGACGUGGAAUUGGAAGAACAGGCAGAUGGACUUGAACAGGACGAACUUGAAGGUGGUGACCUGGAGGAGGAGGAUGAUGGUGAUGACGAUGAAGACGGAGAACAGUUAGAUGAUGACGAGGCGAAAAAGACCAAGGCCAAAAAAUGCGUCCCAGGCAUCGUGUACUUGGGCCACAUUCCUCCGAGGCUGCGGCCCAAACAUGUGCGGAACAUGCUGGGUGUGUUCGGAGAGAUUGGAAGGGUCUUCCUCCAGUCUGAAGAUCACUCCAUCAAAAAGAAGAAGAGGAAAGCAGGCAGCAAUGGAUCGAGGUUCGUGGAGGGCUGGGUGGAGUUCAGGGACAAACGCAUCGCUAAGAGAGUAGCAGCCACUCUGCACAACACACCCAUAGGCACCCGCAAGAGGAGCCCCUUCAGCAGUGACCUGUGGUCCAUAAAAUACCUGCACAGGUUCCAGUGGUGCCACCUGAGUGAGAGACUCGCGUAUGAGCAGAUGGUCUAUCACCAGCGCAUGAGGACCGAAAUCUCACAGGCCAAGCGCGAGACCAACUUCUACCUGGCCAGCGUGGAGAAGAGCCAGACUCUGGACAGACUGAGGGAGAAGAAGAAGAUGAAGGGCGAGGCCUUUGACGAGAAGAGCUGGAACUUCACACAGCGACGCACAGAAGAGGAAAUGAGGCUGGACCGAAUGAAGAGGAAAGGCCUGUCCAAGAAGAACCUCCAGAAAGCUCAGGAGAAGAGCAGGGCCAUUCAGGAGAAAGCGCAGUCCAAUGUGUCCCUGCUGGCGAAGAUCUUCAGCAGUGGAAGAUCUCAGGACUGAGCAGUGUUCUGGAUGGUGCUUUUGCCUCAGAGUUAUAACUGUGCAGAUUUCGACUGAUAGCUGACCGAGCGUGAGUGUAUGUGUGCGGGUAACUUGAGAACUUCAAGACUUUCAGCAAAGCAUGGAAUAAUCCAGGUCACUGGGAAUGAAAACAUUGACAUUUCAUUGACGGCUGAAAACUUUGGAUCUUUUGUAAUGAGAUACAUCAGUUAUUUGUUUCUACGCAGAAUGUAGUACUUAAUGAUUAACAACAUAAAUGAGCACCCCUUAUUCAAGGGAACGCCGACUCUUAAGACUUAUAUGCUUUAAAAUAGCAUGUGUGUCCAGUGUCAUUAAAAUAUGAUGCAUAAACUAAAUAGAAAUGUUCAGUUUAUUAUAAAAACAUGACAAAUAGGCAAAUCCCACUGCCAGUAGCACCAUCAGCUAAGUGACCAGUGUCACACUGUCAUAUGGUUGCACUGGACUUGGUUCUACUGUAAAUAAGACAAUGUUUUUUUUCUUGUGUAAUGCCACAGCACAUCUAAAGCUGGAAAGGCUGAAUGUUUGAGUUAAUUUAGAUACUUUUUCCCUAUUCAUCGCUCAGUAGAUGAGAGCGAUCGUUUGUUCCUGCGACAAAAAUGGCACCGUACUAGUAAAGGAAUUUAGUCUGGUUUUAUAAUAAAUAAAGUAUUGUACUUGGUUUA
Molecule: messenger RNA, 1704 nt
Organism: Colossoma macropomum (tambaqui)
Lineage: Eukaryota; Metazoa; Chordata; Actinopteri; Characiformes; Serrasalmidae
Gene: abt1
Product: activator of basal transcription 1
Exons: 4
Coding region: 146-1021 (291 amino acids)
Biological process (GO): small-subunit processome assembly; endonucleolytic cleavage in 5'-ETS of tricistronic rRNA transcript (SSU-rRNA, 5.8S rRNA, LSU-rRNA); endonucleolytic cleavage in ITS1 to separate SSU-rRNA from 5.8S rRNA and LSU-rRNA from tricistronic rRNA transcript (SSU-rRNA, 5.8S rRNA, LSU-rRNA)
Cellular component (GO): nucleolus
Molecular function (GO): RNA binding
Source: RefSeq, a predicted model, not a curated record